AUGGCGUUCAACGCCUACUCGCGCCUGACUUAUGGUAUCGCGACGGGAGGACCCAUAUACCCUGAACUGAUAGAGCUAGCUGAGCGACCUUACAACAACGUACUUGAGUCCGUUUUCCGAGAGGAGUUCGGCGCUCUGUUGCUGGAAGUGCGGAUAACUGGCUUUAGAAAGGGGAGUGUUGUGGUCGACUACGAGGUCUUGCUGGCGGACACGGCAACCGAAGUGACCUCAGAGGAGGUCCGAGAAACCUUCCUUGUGGCACUCAAUGAGACGAGUGGCGAAUUCCUCCCAGGCCUUGUGGUGGACCAGGAAUCCGUGCAGGUUACUGAGUACCAGGCGGGCGUGCCACCGGGUGACACAUUCCCAGAGUGGGGGAUCGCUCUCAUCUGUAUCGGCGUCAUCCUCACCAUAGGGACUGCGGGCGCUGUCUUUUUGAUACGGAGGUGGAGGCACAAUCAUGGCAAACUAGACAUCAGCAAGUAUCGAGCACGGAGUGCCAAAUAUCACAUCCCGCGAGCUAAAGUCGUGUUACCGAUGGCUUACAACGACGUGUCCAUCGAGAUGGAGACAGUAGGGAAAUCCCCGGACGAGAAUGUUAUCACGAAUGAGAUGCCCUCUUUGGAUGAACUCGACAAAGAUAAAAGCCAAGUCGAUAGCCACAGUGUCAAGGAUACCAGCAUUACCAUCGAGGAGUAAAACAAGGAAGAAGCACGUUCCUAAAAAGUGCUACUAAGAAACAAUGGUGACUGGUUUAUUUCGAAAUACAGAUUGUCCCAGACAAACCAACCAACCGGCUGAAUUACGACAGGACAUUACAAUCAGUUAUCAAUUACAUAUUCAAUUAGGAUUAAUUAGAUCUGAAGCACAUUUACAUGUAGAAGGAGGCACAGGUGACUAAAAACAAGUGAUCUGUUUUAUGACAAUAGGUCAUGAAGUAUUGCGACAACAAGAUGAUUAAAAUGUCGAUGCAGACAGACAGACAGACAGACAAUUAUACUCAAGCGUUUUGAGACCAUACUUAUACAAAAAAUUUCAUUAUCAUAUUGUUUGUGGCAUUGAUAUCAUUUUGAUAUACUAAGUAAUAUACAACUUUUUUUAUCAAUAACAUGCUAUAUUGAGCAAUAGCCAUUCAAUGUUAGAGAUGGGCAAUGACCAGAUAAUGAAUCGCUCACAGAUUUAUCUUAGAUGCCAAGUCUUAAGUUUCUUGCGACUUUUAGCUAUAGUGUAAAUAAAGUAGCUAAGGACGUGUGUCUUACAGGACUUGAGGCAGUAGUCACCGAUAAAUUGACCACCUUGUCCGGGAGAAAGCUCCAGGUGCUCCGUGAAUUAAUUUCACUGGGUUGGAACUCACUGGCUAACAAGUUCUUUAUUUUACAACCAGGAUCAUUGUACAAUCAUUAGCCGACGUCUCGGUGACUGUCUGUCACAUUUCUCAUGGCAAUUCUGGCUGGUACUAUUCCACGCUGCAGCUAGGUGGCGCUGCGACCGUUUGAGACUGCACUGCUAGCAGCGACACCUAGAUGCAGUGUGCAAUAGAACCAGUCAGGGAGGUGAUAGAAAGUCACUGAGACGUCGGCUAAUGAUUGCACAUAGAUCCUGGUUGUAAAUACAAAACCUUGUCCAGUUAUAGAGGCUGAUCAUGCCUGCCAUGUCUAUGAAGGUCCUUACAGAUACGUCAUACUUAUCAACAUAUUUGUUCAAGCAUCGUCUCAAAGGAAAAUGUGUGACAUUUGAGCUGCUUUAUGAACUUGUUCAGUAACAGUGGGUAAGAAGCUAACACGUGGAACCACUGCUUUUAGAUAUUUGUUUAUUUAUCAUUAGUCAUUUUCCGCAUGAACAAUGAAGC
Molecule: messenger RNA, 1846 nt
Organism: Branchiostoma floridae (Florida lancelet)
Lineage: Eukaryota; Metazoa; Chordata; Leptocardii; Amphioxiformes; Branchiostomatidae
Product: mucin-1-like
Exons: 7
Coding region: 1-696 (231 amino acids)
Source: RefSeq, a predicted model, not a curated record